ACUUGUCAGUCGGAUCUUUCAUCUUUGUGAAUCAAAUGUGUAGUUCGCAGAUGAUAUUAUUCUUCAGUUUUACUGAGAUACGAAGCAACUAUUAAUAUCAUCAAAAAGAAGGAAUAAAUCCUUCCUUCAAAAAGUGAUUGCACAUAUUCAAAGUAUGCUAUUUUAUAUAACGACAUAUAAAGUUUACGAAUAAAAUAUAACCUCGAAUAUUUUUAACUUUGAAAUAUAUAAACAUGGCUAAAUCGUCGACAAGCAAAGCCGGAAAACCAAAGACCAAUGAAGAAAUUUUUGCUGGUUUUCAAAAUCUUCGUAGUGAACAAAGGCAACUGGCAAACAAAAUUUCAGAACUUGAAAUGGAUCUCAAUGAGCACAAAAUAGUGAUAGAAACACUGAAAGGUGUAGAAAGUGGUCGAAAAUGCUUCAGAAUGGUAGGUGGAGUAUUAGUUGAAAGAACUGUAGCAGAUGUACUACCAGAAUUAGAAGGAAAUAAAGAACGACUACCUGCUGCUCUUCAGGCAUUGCAUGAACAACUAUCUAAAAAGGGCACAGAGAUCAACGAGUAUAUUGAGAAGCAUGACAUCAAGGUUCAACGUGGAACUGAGAGUGCUGAAGCUCCGCAAGCAGACACACCGGCUAAAUCCAAUGUUCUCGUUGCUAGCAGUUAAAUAUGAAAUUAACAAUUUGUUUACAUUAAUCGCUACAUUUGGUAUCUUUUACCUCAUUAUUUAAAUUCAUGUGCUCUCAUUGAAAUUUGUGUUUAUAUCCAAAUAUGAGCUUAAUAUUCAAAUGUUUAUAAAAAAAUAUUUAAUUAUUACUAAUAGCAUUCACCAUUUCAAAAAACUGCUAUUUAUAUUAAUUUUCUUUCCUUAGUAUAUAACAAUAUAAGUGAAUUUUCAUUUUGUCAUCUAACAACAGUAAAUCUUAGGUUGACUUUAUAUUGAUAAAUAAAACUUUUUAAAUUGACAA
Danaus plexippus (monarch butterfly) is the source of this 966-nucleotide messenger RNA. It is a transcript of the gene Pfdn2, whose product is annotated as prefoldin subunit 2. Gene Ontology annotation, biological process: protein folding. Gene Ontology annotation, molecular function: protein folding chaperone. NCBI's taxonomy places the organism in Eukaryota, Metazoa, Arthropoda, Insecta, Lepidoptera, Nymphalidae. The record is from RefSeq and is a predicted model, not a curated record. Gene Ontology annotation, cellular component: prefoldin complex; cytoplasm. The coding region runs from base 234 to 665 and encodes 143 amino acids. The transcript is spliced from 3 exons.